This is a messenger RNA of Macrobrachium nipponense, 5209 nucleotides long. RefSeq lists its product as uncharacterized. The record is from RefSeq and is a predicted model, not a curated record. Lineage: Eukaryota; Metazoa; Arthropoda; Malacostraca; Decapoda; Palaemonidae. Gene Ontology annotation, cellular component: extracellular matrix. The coding region runs from base 238 to 2736 and encodes 832 amino acids. Gene Ontology annotation, biological process: cell adhesion; extracellular matrix organization. The transcript has 6 exons. Gene Ontology annotation, molecular function: cell adhesion molecule binding.
CGCACCGACUUCGUUGUUCUCUCGUCCUUAACUCGUUGGCGGAUUUUUUCCCUGUGCAAUGUGCGGUCCUUCGUCAGUGUGCCCCGAAGUGAUAUAGACCUUACUUCUCUUACGCCUUCUCCAUCUGAGCUGGUACUCUAUGCGGCUGCUCGAUUCUUAAACAGAUAUUGCUCGUUGCGAGUUCGAUAUCUAAAUCAUCAGUAAUUACUUGUUUUGUUUAACUGACAAGAUAUAAUCAUGAAACUUUUACCAUUGCUGUUAAUCAUUUGUGCGAUAGGGGCUGCAAACGGCAUUAAUUUCAACAUCUUCAGAUGGCCCUCUUUUAAUCGAAAUAAGGGGGGAGGAGGAGGAGGAGGAUAUGGUGGCGGUGGAGGAGGAUAUGGUGGCGGAGGAGGAUAUGGUGGCGGUGGCGGCGGAGGUGGUGGCGGUUUUCGACUCCCAAAUCCUCUAAGAGGCCUCAAAAGAUUGAAGUCCCAAGCCUUCACAAGUCUCAGGAACCUCAAAGCUCCCAUCAUAGAAGGUAUUCGCAACCUGAAGAGCCAGGUCCUCGAUUUUAAGGGGAACCUAUUUUCCCAAGCAGGAAAUUUGUUUAACAAAGGCGGCGGAGACAGUGGAGGCCAGUCCAGUUAUUACCGCAGACCUCCGUCUCAUUAUGGAAACGAAAAUAGUAAUAACGGAUAUUUUGAAAUCUCUUAUCAGCCACCAUCAGCACCAUCUACUGGGUAUGGCGCCCCUCAAGCACCAUCGUCAAGCUAUGGGGCACCACAGGCACAAUCAUCGGGCAUUAGUGCUCCUCCUCAAGCACCAUCAUCAAGCUAUGGGGCACCACAGGCACAGUCAUCGGGCAUUAGUGCUCCUCCUCAAGCACCAUCAUCAAGCUAUGGGGCACCGCAGGCACAAUCAUCGGGAAUUAGUGCUCCUCAGGCACCAUCAUCAAGCUACGGGUCACCCCAAGCCUCUUCAACAGGCUAUAGUGCUCCAAGGCAACCUAACAAUAACUUAGCACCAUUACUGGAGACAGGAACUGGAUUUAGAGAGUCUUCAGCACCAUCAGGUUCUGGUUACUCAUCAACAGGCAGCACUGGUUUCAGACCAUCAGCUCCAGCAGGUACUGGUGGUACUGGUAACCCAGCACCUAUCCAGAAUUCUUUCUUGGGUGCCACAGGGCAGCAAGCAGGUGGUGCAUACAAUACCCAAGCUAAUAGUGCCCAUCAACAGCAGUCUCAGAUCAAUGCUCCUCUCUCAGCUGCUAUGGCCAUGGGCCAUUUACUGAAUGAAGACGAAGUCAUCAAGGGAACAGGACAAGCCCAGUCUCCUCAGUGGCAGCCUGUGGUAGGACCCACCGGCACUGCUCCUAAUAUUGAUGUUAGGGCACCUGCUAGUAUAAAACAGGCGAAUGCAGUAGAAAAUACGGUGCAGUACACAGGUACGCCGACGCCAGUGAGAGGUACUGCACCGACCACAGGAGAGCCUCUCUUUAUAGACCUUGAUGGGUCAGGUGGCAUUGAUAUCGGCGCAAGCUCUCCGGGAUCGCAAGCAGCACCAAGCGAUCCUGUUGCAGCUGUUGAUGCCGAGGAAAACUUUUUCAUUUCUGCCACCGAGGAUUACGAUGACAUUCUACUAGUAGACAAAGGAAGCCCAGACGCAGCUGCUCAAGCUUUGGCGAAGGUAGUUGAUGCUGCUCUUCUUAUCAAUGAAGGAACCGACAACAACGAACUCGUAGGUCCUAGAGGCUCAUCUGAAGGCAAGGCUUUAACUGGAAGCCGACUUCAGGAGGAUGUAGUGUUGAUAGAACAAACAAACGACAUUGAUGUUAGUGGCGGACGGACAUUGCACGCCCUGCAACCUGGUCAGAACUCAAAUAUGAUGUUCUCUGGACUCAUGGAAGAGCUAAAACUCAACACACUGAUGGCACUGAUAAGGAGAGCAAAUCUCGAAGCGAUGCUCACCACGGAAGGAGGCUUCACGAUCUUCGCCCCGACGGACGCAGCAUUUACCUUGCUGCCCAGAUCAGCAGUGGCGCAGCUGCAGAACAACACGGAGAAACUGCGGGAGGUCGUCCUGUUCCACGUCGUCCCAGGGGCUGUCAAGCUAGACGACCUCAGGAACAACAUCAUGCUGAACUCUGCGUCACCCAAAGGCCGCAAGUUGAGGGUCAACGUUUAUCAACACGGCAAUGAUGACGAGAAUGUAGUAACGGUCAACGGGGCGAGGGUGAGACGCCACGACAUGAUAGCCACCAACGGCGUCAUCCACGUCAUCGACAGGGUGCUGUACCCGAUGGCUGACCUCAGCAUCAUCGACCAUCUGACGACGUGUGAAACUUUCACGGGGGCCAACGUAGCAGUGACAGGUGCAGGCUUAACACCUGUCUUGGACAGAGAAGGACCAUAUACCGUCUUCUUGCCCACGACAGAAGCUUUUGCAGCCAUUGACAAUGCAACUGUGUCCAGUUUCAUUCAGAAUAUUACUAUGUUGCAAAACGUGCUGAUGUAUCACAUUCUUCCCGGAGCAUAUUUCAGCGAAGGCCUGAGAGACGGCAUGUGGCUGCCGACCCUGGCCGAGCAGGAGCUUCAAGUCAGAAUUACCUCAGAUGGAUACACCCGUCGACUUGCAGGCGUCGGGAUAGCAGCUAAGGUCUUGAAACACGACAUCAUCGCUAAAAAUGGCGUUAUUCACGUCAUCGACACCGUCUUGAGGCCCGAGAAAGAGGAACCGAUAUGUGGACACUUUUAACAGGCUGUGUGGUUUGACCUCUGAAUGGAGGAACGAUUUAUGUUUGAGGAAGAAAAUGUAACAGAGUAAAACGAUUCAAUGAAACUUAUUUACCUCAAAAUUGUUUCGGAAAACCGUUCCGGAAUUCUUGGGCACCUUAUGAAUGAAUUCAAACAAUAAAAUGAGAAGCUAAUGGCUAGAGCUUCUGCUGUACCGAGUGACUGUGUGUUCAUAUACUGUACAUAAUGGUUCAUCUACAGUCUUGGCCAACGAGCAGAGUUCAAGGUGGUUCCUACCAAAGAGUUUGUUCAGUGAAAGUGUUAUACGUUUGGCAAAGUGUCGUCUACUCGUAUGUGCCCUUCUACACCGUUCAAAAGAACGGCGUCCUAGUGUCCAUUGCCUUUAAGCACAAGAGUUGAUCUCAUUUGCUUCUGGCAAGAAUAUGUGAGGUCAAAAUGUUUGUCAUUUGAAUGAUUUUGUCAAUAUCGAAACUAUUUUUCCAUGUUUUUGUCAUUAGUUGAGCUGUAGCUUAGUCACUGUUGUUGUAAUGCAUUUUUGUUAUAUAUACUGUAGUGUACAUAAACAGAUGAUGAAUAUAAAUUACCUGUAUAAAGUAAAUAUCUCCUAGAACUUUCUGAAUCACAGUAGGCCUUUUUUUUUUUUUUAGAAUAAGUUCACUUCGCUCACUUUCUUCAAGCCCAUCAAUGGGCCUCUUCGUAGCCUUGAGCUUAAGAGACUAGAAUGCAUCUUUUUCCGAUAUCCAAGUUUUAUUGGGGCAGAAAAGUUGGGCAAUAUAUAAUGUUUUUUAUACUGAGCAAAUUGGUCUUUCAUGUUUUCGACAUCAUGGCAAAUCCUCAAUGUCUUUAUUUUUUUCUUUGAGGCAUCUGUGAACGAAGUUUCUAAAUGGCAUCACUGGUACAUCGGAAUAUUUUCUUAUAAAUCUUUAAAAAUGUAGUCUAUUCGCUUCGUCUUUUUUUCUUUUCCGGAUAUUCCUUUACCUCUUUUCUAAGCGUAGAAACAUUUUCUGGUCAUAGUGGAAGAACGAUUUGGAUAUCGGGGUACCUUAAAGUAAAACUUUCUUUCCUAGUCACGUUCCUUUAGCUAUUACCCUGCUUAAUAAAGAUGCUAACUUAACAUCUCAAUUAAACGACUUCUUGAAAGUACGAUCAUAUAAAAAUCUACUGUUGCCAUCCUCUAAACUUAUUUCUCAAUUGCCUCAUCUAUUUGUUACAGAGUAAUUUGUAUUUUGUAUUAUUGUUUGCCAGAGCUUCUGUUGCAUUUCCAAGGAUUUACAGUCUGUAAUGUAUAAUGAAAUGAAAGAAGUAUCCUACAUAAAAUAGUCGCCAAGGAGGAUGCAGAUCUAUUCAGCCUCUACCUCUGGGUAAACUCAAUCUUUUUGAGCUCUGUGUAGCUUUGGCCUUAAGGAAGAACUUAAGUCUUCGUGUCUUCGAAAUUAUGUCCACCGUAUCUAAAGAUAUAUGGAUUUUAGCGUAAAAGGACAAUACUUUUUGAUGUUUUGCAUAUCGUCAAACUUGUCUGCUAAUAGCGUACGUUUUCCAUUACUUGCUCUCCUAGCGGUGUUAAUCAAUUUGACAGUCGUGCAUUUAAAGAAAAAGUAUUGGUGUUUUUUUAAGCAUUUUCUUUUUAUCUCUAUUUAAAAAUACAUUAUAAAGUUAUUUGCAUUACUAACAUUAUCCAAUAAUUUCAUCAGAAACUUGGUUUUCCAAAGAAAAAAAAAUGAUGCUGGUUAUCCUUCUUCCACAAACGGCACGUGUAGUUUCACCUGUGUAAAUAGUGUUUCGUUUCUGUGAGUCUCCUCUUGGAAGUACAAACGUGAGGGUCCUGCGGGCAGGUUUCUUUGACCUUGUGGAUCUCCAGGAUUUCCAGCCUAACAAUUGAUGUUUUCCAGUGGUUUGCUUUAUGUUUCUCAUGAUUUACUGUCUAUUUACAUUUCGUCUAUACUGUACAAAGUUAUUUCUCCCGAGGAGUUUGUGUCAUUGCCUUUUCAAUCCACGAAUAAAGUGCUACUGUUUCUGUAGCUUUUCUUUGUUUAAAAGUGGUAAGAUUGCAAUUAGUAAAGUGACAAAUUACAAGAUAAAAACUUAACAAAGUAUUUUAUAAAUAAAGUCAAGUUCACUAUCAACAAGAUGAAGAAUGUCAAAUGAAAUUUCAGUCGCCUUUGGACUAUCGUUAUCAUGAGCUCGUUGUACCAAAAAUCAAUGCGUCAUUCUUGCAAGUAAAUAUAUAUUGGUAUGGAAAAUAUAAGCUCACAAUGAAUAUACAUUGACAAGUAAAAUAUGUACUCAUAUAUUUGUAAAUAAAAAAAGCAAAUGACAGAAUCCCCUUGUAAGCAAGAGCUGGAGAGAAUUAUAAUUAAUACAAAGUAUAUUAAAAAAAAGUAACUCAAACAUUGCGUAGCAGUUCAUUUUCGUCAACUGAUUUAAAUCGUCGCAUCAAAUAUUUACACACAAGCACUUGAUUCGUGGAUCUUUCA